CAGUCAACUAACUCCUGGGUUUGUGUUUCAGUGACGUACUCAGUGGAGUGCACGGGGCCGACGAUGGUGGUGCGGGUGCCGGUGGACGGUGUAAGGGGCGUGGAGCUGGACAAGUGGACGGAACUGCCGGGAUGUGGUGCCCAGCGUGACGACUCCCACUACACCCUCACGCUACCCCUUGACGAUGACCUCGCCUGCGGCACCACCAGGGUCAGGAACAAACUCACGGGAGAUACGCUCUACUAUCACCGGGUGGCGAUCACAGCAGCUCACGGGCGGCAGGUAGUGCUGGUCAAGUGUCGUGCGGCGCUUGACAACUCUACCAUGAGCAACAUCGUCAAGAGAGAUGUCCUCCCACCGGAGUUUGUUGAGCCAGAUUACAUCGAGAUCACGUCUGAGGUGACAGGCACAGCACCCAUCCCCAUCCUGGGUGUGGGCGUGAGGCAAGACGGUGAGCUGGUUGGAGGCCAGAUUAAUGUUCGACCUGGCACACCCCUCACCAUGGAGGUGUUCCUGGAUGACGCUUCAGCUGGCACUUACGGCAUCCUGAUGAGCUACAUGGAGGUGACCGACACUGAAAACAAGAGAGAGACCAUUAUCUUCAACGGAUGUUCAGUUGACCCCGUGUUGUUUGACAACUUUAUAACAACUACUGGUGAUUACGUGUCUGCCAAAUUCCGCGCCUUCAAGUUCCCCGAGACCAACUACGUGUUGUUCCGUGGAACUGUUGAUGUUUGUCUGGACAAGUGUCAGGGGAUUGCAUGCAGUAAUGGUCAACUCGGCUUUGGAAGGCGACGACGUGGUGUUGACAGCAAACCUGCUGACCCUAACAAGAUCUUUGAAGUCACAAUGAUGACUUUCUUGAAGGUAGACGAGAAAAACAAUGAUACCAACAAGGCAAACUUUGAAAGUGUCGCUGAAGACAUGGUAGAGAGAAUCGCUGAGGACGUAGGGGCCGUGGAACAAGCACUGGCUGACGCAGAGGCUUCCCGAUCCUGGAGUCAGGCAGUAGAUGAGCGAGACGUCCCAUACAAGUCCAGUGAAGGAAACGAACCUGUCUUCAUCUACUACAACAAUGGCCACAGUCACACUCAGAGUUUGAUCUUGGUUAUGGCCGCUGCACUUCUUGUUUACUUCUGCCACUAAUUCAUUACAAUAACAGUUCUUAAAGAGACAAACCUGUGUGUUGACAAAAACUUUCAACCUAGACUCUGAUAUCUGGGUUACAGCUCUAAUCUGACUAUUUUGGCCUGUAAAUUUAUUUUUUAUAUUACAAUUAAAAUCCACCACAUACCCACAUAGGUUUACAAAAUGUUUGCAUUUAUUUGUCGCCACAAGUUUGGUCGGCUACAACAAAAUGAUAAUCAUCACGGACGACUAGUGUGGCGAUACUUCCCUAAGCUUUAAAUUCAUGGUUUCUUUAUGAAUAAUUGAAAGUAUGGCAUUUUUUUAUGUAAUUUCUAGUUUUGUACAUUUAAGGCUAAUUACAGUACUACUGACUUAUCUCCACACGACUGAUACUCUUUGUUCAGUCUUGAAGUCUUUAAUUAUCUAAACAAUAGUGUAUAAUAAAAGUCACUUUUAAUAAUUACAAAUAACUUCUGACAAUUAUCUUGUAUCACUUCACAUAAUCUUGUAGUCGUUUAUGAGUUUUCUUUUCAAGUUCGUGUGCCACAAAGGUGUGUAUCCUUAAGGGAUUUUCUAAGAAGUGUCAUAGUUAUAUAAGUGCAAUGUGUCUUCCUGACACUCUGCUCUGCCAAGUGAUCUGUUACUCUUAAUAAAUGUACAUUUUAUGGUUUAAAAGUCUGUAAGAUGACAUGAGGCCUUGACUCUGUGUGUUACACUUGACACCAACAAGCAUUUGUUGUCAAGGUGUUCUCAUCUUACUAUUCUACCUUUUAUCUCCAUCCAUGUUAUGUCAUGACUGAGACGUUAAUCUGUUCAACAUGUUUAAUUUAAGUAUUGGAAUAUCUUAACACUUUGAUAAAUUGUCCUUUUCAGAAAAGUAUUGCAAUACUGAAUUUUUUUGUAUGAUAACCUGAUCUGUUGCUACUACUACUAUGGUGAAGGGAGAACACAGUAUACUACUGUGUCAGUUUGAUCUAUCUGUUGCCUCUGCUCAUAAUGUUGCCUCCCAGGCUGCCCUCAUCCUUCUGACUUGUGGUGCGAGUUUUGUGAUGGAUGAUGACUGUUAGCAGAUACUGCAGGAUUUACUGAGAUACUCAGUACUGCCCUAAAGUGUGGCAACAAGACCUGAGAGUCCGGGUGUAGAGCAGUCUGGUCAAGACUUGGCAGUGCCACGGACAGUUGCAAUAAUGACAUAUCUCGUCAUAAACUGACCUUGACACUGAAGUCUGCCACCGCUGGCCUGAGGGCCAUCAUGUAACAGCAACUAACAAAGUGCUUGUACAGCUGUACAGUAGAAUAAAUAUCAUAUAACAUUCUAAUGUAAAAUAAACUGUGAUAGUUU
This is a messenger RNA of Homarus americanus (American lobster), 2470 nucleotides long. RefSeq lists its product as uncharacterized. Bases 64 to 1146 code for a protein of 360 amino acids. NCBI's taxonomy places the organism in Eukaryota, Metazoa, Arthropoda, Malacostraca, Decapoda, Nephropidae. The transcript is spliced from 6 exons. The record is from RefSeq and is a predicted model, not a curated record.